This is a messenger RNA of Coccidioides posadasii C735 delta SOWgp, 2275 nucleotides long. RefSeq lists its product as uncharacterized. The record is from RefSeq and is a predicted model, not a curated record. Gene Ontology annotation, cellular component: nucleus. NCBI's taxonomy places the organism in Eukaryota, Fungi, Ascomycota, Eurotiomycetes, Onygenales, Onygenaceae. Gene Ontology annotation, molecular function: protein binding.
AUCCCUAGAACGGUCAGUGUCGGGGACGCUUCUUGAUUGAGGAGACGUGCAUUUGUCGUCUCAUUCAAUGCGUUUGUACAUACUAGUUGGGAGGGAUACUCUAUUUUGCAUUGGCAAAAUGAUACAUGAAAGUCCGUUGCAAAUACAAAGAAGCUACUAUGCCUCUUGAGCUUGGGUGCAUGUAGACGAAUACCGAUACCACAUUAUCUCCAAUAUGAGGAACACAGAUGGAGGGGUUUUGCGAGCUGCUCCAGGCGAGACGCCGAAUGCAGGAACCGGCCUAUUCGCGACCACCAGAAUUCUUAUUGGGCAACCCAUUUUAGAGCUGGACACUUGGUUGGCCGUUUUGGAUACGGCUCGAUUGGCAGAUACCUGCUCCAACUGUUUUGGUGGUAAAACACUUCGAGACCGGGAAGUGGAUGGCGCUCCUCAAGUGCCUCUGAAGUUAUGCACUGGAUGCAGGACAGUGAGGUACUGUAGCAAGGGUUGUCAAAAGGAAAAUUGGGCUGCAAUCCAUAAACACGAAUGCAAGAUCUUCAAAAAUCUGUAUCCAAAUGUUUUACCGACUCCCUCAAGAGCGGUGUUAAGGAUCCUUCUUCUAAAAAAGCAUCAGGAGGAUCAAGGGGACAGACUGCAACGCUUUGAUUCUUUGACGAGUCAUCUAACGGAGACUAUACGCACGAAACCGGAUCAUUUCCAAAAUCUAGUAUUGUGUGCCAGAGCGAUCCAUGAAUAUUCCAAAACGGAGUUGAGCCUUCAAGAAGUCGUUGAUUGUUUUGGCAAACUUGACAUCAACGCUUUUACUCUAACAACUCCAUUUUAUGAUCAAAUUGGCGCCGCCGUUGAGCCUCUUGCAUCUUUGUGUAACCACAGCUGCGAUCCUAAUGCUGCUGUUGAUUUUGAUAAGGGAAAGACUUGGCUCAGGGCGCUACAGCACAUUGAAGAAGGAGAGCAGAUAUUUGUUUCUUACGUUGAACCUACUGAUGCAUGUUUACACCGCCAGGCGGAACUCUCUAAAAGAUAUUAUUUUGAAUGUGAAUGCCCCAGGUGCAUUAGAGAAAAGGAGAUCGGCGACGGCGAAUUUCUAAAAGAAGUCACGGACCUUGACUCGAAGCUGGUCGACGAUGCACAAAAAGAAGCUGUCGGGCUCUUGGAAGCUGCGAAGUCUAGAAUUUCCCCUGCCGCUUCGAUCCGCAGCCUUAAACGCGCAAUGAGCAUCCUGCGAAAAACAUUAGUAUGGCCAUUGACUCGUCAGCCGUAUGUCAGGCUUCGGAACGAGCUCAUCGCAUCCCUCAUGGAUGCACAACAAUUGCAAUGCGUAUUUGUGCAAUGCGCGAUCCGCCAUCUCCGUAUCGAUCCCGUUGUAUAUCCAGCUAAAUGGCAUCCGGUCGCCACUAUGCAUAAAUGGAUGUUUGUCAGCUUAAUGAGGUACCUUACUCAAGCGGGGAACCUGGGUUUUGCGGAAGGUAUUGAUCUCUCAAAGUAUCAGCUCAACCUUUUCUUACUGAUUUAUUCCAUCCUGCUUGACCUUGAGGUGACCGCUUCAAAUGAGCUGCCUACUGUGGAGGAUAUCUACAGAGGCUCGCUCUCGCUCUUUGUAGACGCGGAAUGGACACUGGAAGCGAUGCAACCUGACAUUGAUAAAGAAUGGGAGAAGGUGGAGAAGCUUGUGGACGACGCUUUGCGAAUAGACGAGGCCUCAGUUUAGGUGACAGCCAGGCUAUGCCUUUGGCAGACAGCAUUUCUAAGAUUCUACACGUCAGAUUUCAACCUUCAACCCGUCUAAUCCCAUUUAAAGUGGAGUUGUGUGAAUCUCGAGAUACCCCUCUGUUGAUCUGACCAGCGUUUGUGGUUGAAGUGAUUCCCACCCACAAUUUUUGCAAAGAAAACCCAAGGUCGUCUCUUAAGCGGGCCUUCAACACCUUUCGCCAGCAGCAUAAGGUUCAGGUGAAGUGAUAUUUUUGUUGUUCCCGCUUGUCGCGGGUCAUACCGCUGAAGCUGUUUCCAAGCAACAGCAAGCAAUCACAUGAACUAAGAUUUUCUUUCUCAAAACAUCCACAAUCAGCCAUAUUGUGAUUUUCUUGUCUUUGAAUCAGGUGGCUAUCUGUUCCUAGAAAACUUCUACGCCUUUCUCCAGAUUUUUAUAUUUCCUUCCUUUAUAAAACCCUAUCAUAUUCCUUCACUGUCUGUAAAAGACCCACUUCAAUCAUACAUUGAACUCGCAACUUUCCAGCAUCUCAUUUUUCCUUCACUCUCCUUCUGUUGUGGCCUUGAA